Molecule: messenger RNA, 525 nt
Organism: Pecten maximus
Lineage: Eukaryota; Metazoa; Mollusca; Bivalvia; Pectinida; Pectinidae
Product: putative nuclease HARBI1
Exons: 1
Coding region: 1-525 (174 amino acids)
Source: RefSeq, a predicted model, not a curated record
AUGGUUAGUUCAUUCGUGCAUCAGAAGUGUUUCGGAACUGACACGGGUUUGAAACACAAUUACAUUGCUUGGCCAACGUAUGAGAGACAGCGUGACAUAUCUCAAAGUUUUGAAGAUAAAUACAACUUCCCAGGCAUUGUCGGAGCUUUGGAUGGGACACAUAUUCCAAUCGUGAAUUGUCCUGGUGGCCAAAACGACUAUAUUAAUAGAAAAGGUUUUGCAUCCAUUCAACUACAACUUGUUGUGGACGAUAAUUUGGUCAUAAAUGAUCCAUACACAUACCUAGGAUGGCCAGGUAGCACACACGACGCGAGGGUGUUGAGAAACUGUGAACUGUUCAGGAAAGCAGAGAAUGGAGAAAAGAUACUAAACAAUCAUUAUAUACUCGGAGAUGGAGCCUAUCCUCUUAAACCAUGGCUAAUGACACCAUUUAGAGACAAUGGUCAUCUUAGUCCUGCUCAAAGACGCUUUAACAAGGCUUUUCCAUCUGCCAGACAAUGUGUAGAACGAGCCAACGCACGUUAA